AUGGCUUACAUUUCAAAGAUAAAGGAGCUCGAGACUAAAUUAGUAGCAACACAACAGAAAAUAUCAGAACUUGAGGAGGUUUGUCAAUUGAGUAAUCUCUCAAAAGAGUCCAAUGAACCCUCUAAGAAGUUACAAUUGUACAAGUUAAAGAAAAAUCUCCAAAAUUCGGAGCCAAAUAACGAAGCAUUAUUGAGCUUAAAGGUAUUGGAGAAAGAACAUGAAAUUUUCAUGAUCUCCUAUGAAGAAAUGAAAAACCAAUUAGAGCAAAUGAAAGAGUUUAAUGAAUUUCUUCAAAAAAAGGAGCGUUAUCAACAAAAUGCCACUGAAGGUGGUAUCGUUGAUUACGCAUUUUUGAGCCAAACUCAAAAAGAAUUAGCAGCGUUAAGACUCCUUGAGGAGGAGAUCGCUGUUCAUGAAGAAAGAGCUGCCCAAUCUGAAGGAGAAGCAAUCCGUCUCAAGCAUCUGAAGGAAACUGCAGAGGAGAAAAUCGCUAGUUUAACUCAAGAGUAUGAACAAGUUCACAAUUUAUACAUGGAACAAGAGAAACACAAAAUAGAUAUCGAAAGAGCCUUCAUUGAAAAAGAUAAGGAGAACGCUCUUCUGAAUGAACAGGCCACCAAGUUAAUUGAGAAUAUUACAGAUAACAAGAUUCAAUUACAACUAUUUUCCGAUAAGUAUAAUGAUAUGGUUAAAGAAAACCAGGAAAUCUCUCAAAUCUUAUCGACACAAGAAAAAGAAAAGCUGCAGUUAGAAAGAGAAAUUGAUAGGCUAUGCAAAAUAAUAGAGGAUAAGGGUUUACAAAACCAGCUCAUUUUAGAACAAAAUGCUCGAAAUGAGCUAAGACAAAUCCUCCUAGAAAAGGACAGUGAAAUAAUUGAACAAAAAGAUGAGAUAUUCAGGUUAACAAAAACUAAUGAGGCCAUCAUACAAGAAAAUCAAACUUUGAAAGAACAAUGUGAAGCUCAAGAACGUGCUUUACGAGAGUUCGAAAACGCCAUGGAUGAGAAAGAGCUAGGUAAUUUGAAGCUUAAACAAGAAGUUCAAACAAUGAUAAAUUUGAUGGAAAGCGCAAAAACAGAGAGGUUGUCGAGAAAAGUUGACCAGAAGACAACAUAUUCUCAAACUGAUGAAGAGUUAGAAGAGACAUAUAAUGCCUGGAGAGAAAAACUGUCAACAGACAUACAUAAGUUAAAGCAGCAGUUCUUCGAACUAAGUUCUCUAAAGCAACAAGAAGAACAGAUCUACAAUAACCACGUUGCUAAACACAAGGAAAAGAUUAAGGAAAUACUUGAAGAAAAAAAACAACUUGUAUCUGAGGUGAAAGAAUUGAAAAAGUUAUUGAAGAAAAUGAAAAGUUUAAAGAAAGGGCAUGAAAAGAACAAUACAACACCUCAUAUGGGAGGCCCAUUACAAGCAGUUACUCAACAAGAAUCGUUGUCGACACAUGAACACGUUCAUCCUGAGACAGAUGAUAAACUUGACUCCGCCCUCAUAGAUACAAAAGAGCUUCAAGAAGUUGAACCGAUCAUUAUCAAAUCAGAUGCUCCUGAGAAUAUUCUUACACAUAAUAACAGUGCCAUUAAUGAAUCAAUUAUUACUGAGAACAAUUCUAUUGAACCUCACGACCAAGAUAUGAAUGAUUAUUCGAGCUUUAAAGAAGAGGUCAUUGAAUCUCAAGGCCAAGAUCUUGAAAUGUCACCACUAAUUUCAGAAACUCUUCCUACUGAGAAAAAUGAUAACAUUGAUAGGGCCCUUUCCCCAUCACAAGAAAUGGUUGAUGAUACGAUUACUGGUGAUGCUCAACAUGAAUUGACACGUGAGGAGAAAAAUACUGAUACCAGUAACGGUGAGGAAUCUGCACAACCUGAGACAGCUGAUAGUUUGGAAGUCACGAACACUCAUACAGACACGACAGAGCUUCAAGAAAUUGAACCAAUCAUAACCAAGUCAGAUACUCCUGGGGAUAUUCUUGAUUUACAUGAAGAUACCGUCACCAAUGAGGAUUCAUACAUAACAGAGAACAAUGUCAUGGAUUCUCACAUCAUAGAUCUAAAUGAGGAUGCAGAUAUCAAAGAAAACAAUGUUGAUGAUACUCAUGGCAUAAAUCAAACAGCUGUUCAAGAUACAUUCAGUGAUGAUACUAAGAAUGAUUCAAUGCAUAUAGAGGAAUCAAUGGCAGAAAAUGACUCAAUCGUUGAGAAUGGGCAACAUGAUGCAACUGCUAAUGUUAUGUUAGAGACCAAUAACAUCAAAGGAACAAAAGCUGAUAACACAUCAACGUCUUACGAGGAACAACAUGAACCAAACCAAAACCCCUGUAUUGAUAACCAAUUAAUAAUUGACUUAGAAGAUACCAACAUCACAAACCGUGAUCAACCACUGACUGACAACAGUAUCCCAUGUGAGACCACUGCCACUGAAAUUAUUGAAAACACUACUGUAUUUACUGAGAGUUCUUCAAUGAAAGAGGCUAAUACGACAUUUACUGAGAGUGUUGACGUUGAAAGUGAUGAAUUUAAAUCGGUUGACCCUACACAAGAGCCACACUUAACCGAAGAAAAUGUUAUCCAGGCUGUUUCUCAGGAGGACAAAAGCAUUGAAACCAAUGGUUCUCAAUCAGAACUGUUGUCAACAAUUAAUGAAGAUAUCACUGAUAUCGAAACUAGGGAAGUGUCAGAUACGACAACUGUAGACACUCUAGAAAACCCCAUAUACACAAGUGAAAAUAACUUGGAAUCUAGUGCUACCAUAAAUCAAGACGUUCCUAAUAUUGACGAGGAACAUGGCCAAGAGAAUACAAUCCCACAAUCAGAGGCACAAGAGUCGAGAGACAUUGCUCUUUCUGAGUCACAACUUGAGGAAGAAUCACAUAAUUUUGAAAUUGUAAAUGCCUCAAAAGACAUCUUUGAAAAUGAUUCUGCCCCUAAGCAUUCUGAAACACGUGAUCAAAUAGAGGAUCAACAAAUUAGCACGGAAAAGAUGAAUACUCAAGUAAAUAUCGAGGAGACAUCGCUUAACCACAUUGGUCAACAAACGAAUGAGGUUGAGAAUGAAACCUUGACUAGAUCUGAAAACACCGACCUCAUCGAUGGUUCAUCGUCAACACAACUUAUUCAUACGUCCCAUUACGAAGCUUGCCUUAAUAUUGAAAAUGUGCCAGAAAGUGCUGAUGACGAGAACUCAUCUGUGAUAGUUGACGAUUCGAUUGCUAAUACUUUGAGCAUUGGAUAUCAAUCUACUAACGAGGAGGAUGUAGGGGAUGACGAAUCUGAAGGAAAUAGUGAAUAUGUAUUUUCGCCCAUACAGCCCUCACGUAGAGACGCUCCAUAUGACGAUGAUUUCUUGGAGGCAAUUCAACAUUUGGAAAAUAUGUCUUCUCGUAUUGCCCAAGAGAGCAUUUCUUUUUCACUUUCUGAGGAUGCCCUCCAAAAGAAAGAAGAGGAUAGAGAUGGCAAGAAAUUGUCACAUGAUGAAAUGAAAGAUGAUAUGCACUUAGGAAAUGACGCCACUGCAGCAAUGGUUUCUGAAAAUCGUCGCUCUCUGGAAAUUGUUCAUGACCACAUCACUGUGGGCCAUGUUGAUGAUACACAAGAGAGUGAAUCUGAAAAACCAAAUACUCUAUUAUGUGAUCAAGACACUCCAAUUACUACUCUUGAAGAGGAUCACGCCAAAGUGAAGACACAAGUCAUUUCUCAUCACCAAGAAGACCUUGUACUGCCUCAUCUUAAGGAUGAGCUCACAAACACGUUCCAAAUCAAAUUGCAAGAUCAUGUCAUACAAUCAGAGUUCAAUACCACUGAACCCACUCGGACUAUUGAGCAAAGAAAAGGAUCUAUUGAGAACAUUAACAUGUCGACAUCAUUUGAUAACAAUGACUCUUUGAACACCUCAUCAAGCUCUACGUUUUUCAUCACGCCAACAAAAGUUCUGUUACAAGAUUCAUGUGUUGGUACUCCAGUUUCUGAUAUGAAAGAAGUUGGUGUGGAAACUGAGGAACACUCGCUAACACCUCCUAAUGUUGUAAAGUUUGAAAAUAGAUUGAAUGAAAGAAUCAAGGAGUAUGAGGAUGAUGAACGUGACUACUUUUUGAAUAUUCCAUUGCCUAAAACUGCCACCAGACAAGUAUAUUAUUACGAAAGAAAAUAUUUAUAUCUCAAGAUGAGGUACAGACAAAUGCUGGAGGAACUCGUUAAAUUUGAACUUGGAUGUAGACAUUACAAACACAACGCUGCUGUUUUGAAAGGCGAUUUAGAGCGAACCAAGAAAACCCUGAUUGCUUUAAACAAAGAGAAACAUCUGAAAGAGCAGGCUUUACUCUACAAGAUUUCCUUACUCUCGACCAAACUGAAACGUACAAGGCAACUGCUUGAUAAAUACACCCACUGUGGAGGGCAGGUGUUGUAG
Messenger RNA from Naegleria fowleri, 4404 nucleotides. RefSeq lists its product as uncharacterized. Lineage: Eukaryota; Heterolobosea; Eutetramitea; Acrasida; Naegleriidae. The record is from RefSeq and is a predicted model, not a curated record. The transcript has a single exon. Bases 1 to 4404 code for a protein of 1467 amino acids.